Brienomyrus brachyistius is the source of this 1348-nucleotide messenger RNA. RefSeq names its product RNA-binding protein 6-like. Bases 1 to 1215 code for a protein of 404 amino acids. The transcript is spliced from 3 exons. Lineage: Eukaryota; Metazoa; Chordata; Actinopteri; Osteoglossiformes; Mormyridae. The record is from RefSeq and is a predicted model, not a curated record.
AUGCUACUCGCUGUUCUUGUUCGAACCCUCCCUUAUCUGCCUUUUUGCUCUGCUGAUGAUCGGCAGGCGCGGGCCUGUUCGGUGCUUUCAUGCUGCGGCACCGACAUCCACAGCACCGACAUCCACAGCACCGACAUCCACAGCACCGACAUCCACGGCACCGACAUCCACGGCAAGGACAUCCCAGUCACCGACAUCCACGGCAAGGACAUCCCAGUCACCGACAUCCACAGCACUGACAUCCAGGGCACCGACAUCCCAGUCACUGACAUCCAGGGCACCGACAUCCACGGCACCGACAUCCCAGUCACCGACAUCCACGGCACCGACAUCCACGGCACCGACAUCCCAGUCACUGACAUCCAGGGCACCGACAUCCACGGCACCGACAUCCCAGUCACCGACAUCCACGGCACCGACAUCCACGGCACCGACAUCCACGGCACCGACAUCCACGGCACCGACAUCCACAGCACCGACAUCCACGGCAAGGACAUCCCAGUCACCGACAUCCACGGCAAGGACAUCCCAGUCACCGACAUCCACGGCACCGACAUCCACGGCACCGACAUCCCAGUCACUGACAUCCAGGGCACCGACAUCCACGGCACCGACAUCCCAGUCACUGACAUCCAGGGCACCGACAUCCACGGCACCGACAUCCCAGUCACCGACAUCCACGGCACAGACAUCCCAGUCACCGACAUCCACGGCACCGACAUCCCAGUCACCGACAUCCACGGCACCGACAUCCACGGCACCAACAUCCACAGCACUGACAUCCAGGGCACCGACAUCCACGGCACCGACAUCCCAGUCACCGACAUCCACGGCACCGACAUCCACGGCACCGACAUCCCAGGCACCGACAUCCACGGCACCGACAUCCCAGUCACCGACAUCCACGGCACCGACAUCCACAGCACCGACAUCCACGGCACCGACAUCCCAGUCACUGACAUCCACGGCACCGACAUCCACGGCACCGACAUCCAGGGCACCGACAUCCACGGCACCGACAUCCCAGUCACCGACAUCCACGGCACCGACAUCCACGGCACCGACAUCCACGGCACCGACAUCCCAGUCACCGACAUCCACGGCACCGACAUCCACAGCACCGACAUCCACGGCACCGACAUCCACAGCACCGACAUCCACGGCACCGACAUCCAGGGCACCGACAUCCACGGCACCUUCCACUCACCCCUGUGAUUCCCUGCAGACCCCCGACCAGUGCUGGCCCACUACUGGCUCAUCGCCUCCAGGCAGAGUGCCCCUCCCCACCCAAAGAGAGAAAACACCACAGCCCACCUUCCCCCAAACCCCAUAUACCCUACUGCCAAAC